Molecule: messenger RNA, 864 nt
Organism: Fusarium keratoplasticum
Lineage: Eukaryota; Fungi; Ascomycota; Sordariomycetes; Hypocreales; Nectriaceae
Exons: 1
Coding region: 1-864 (287 amino acids)
Source: RefSeq, a predicted model, not a curated record
AUGGCGGUAGCUCGAGCUUCAUCAGGGCCUAGACUCUUGUCAUGGUCCCUAACCUCUCUCCGAUGCGCCUACUCUACAACGACGACAUCUUCAUCCUCGACAUCUACCCCCUCUCCUCCUCCUCGAACAGGCAAACCGAAUCUAUCAAGUAGAGACCCGUCAAAUAGGGGCACUCGAAAAUCCUCACCAGAGAAUGCAGACCAACCCCGAAGAAAAGGUCUCGAGGGACCGCCGGCGGCCAGGAACCCGCAAUUAGACAACCCGAAGGCGCAGACCAACUUUUAUAUUCCCGCGCAGGCCAAGUUCUUUGUUCAGCCCAAUGGAAGGUUGAGGACGACACCCGACGUGUGGCAGUUCCUCCACGAGACGGGCAUAGAAUACAACAACUCGAAAGCUCUGAGGAUAUGGCUCGGCCCGGAACAUCGACGCAUCACCGACAACUUUAGCUGCAGCGUGCAGUAUUCACCCGAAUACAUACUUCACCCAUAUCACCUACAAUAUCUAACACCGCAUCAACACCCGUUAACACCAGCUAUAAUGGCCCAGUACCGGCAGAAAUUGGUUGAUGAACAGCUUUGGAUAUACACCAUGAAUAGGGGAGGGUUCGUCGGAGUGGUAAAGGGCAUCACGCAGCGGAGACUGACGUGGGCGCUGGCGAGUGCGCUGGAGGAGCUGGGACAUCCGGGCACUGGGAUCCGAGGGACGGUGAUAGUGACGUUGGGGGAUGUACUCAAGGCAGCCCACUCGCCGGCUCACCUGUUUGGCCAAGGUGUUGCGCAGGCGAUCGAUAGGGAGUGGAAGCAAUAUCUGUGGAGGAGGAAGUCAGAGCCGGUGAAGUCGGCACGUGCUCACCGUUUCGGUUAA